AUGUGCGCUAACCAAAUAAACAGCCCGGUGAAGCAGGUGGAAGAGGCACCCAGUGAGGUCCCAAAGAAGAUGACAUUAAAAGACAGAAUGAAAUUCUUCGAAGAUGAAAUAAAAAAGGACAAAGAGACUGCACCAAAAGAAAACAAGAAGUUCUCUUUCCUGAGCCAGGAUGAGGUCGCCAAGAUGAAAGAGGAUGAAGAUCGUCGUGUAGCAAGCAUGACAGCCGACCAGCUUGCCAACCUCUCUCGCCUGGAUGAUGUGGAAGAAAUGGCUGAUGACUUAGCACACCAAUUUGGUGUCACCAGCGAUUACGAUCAUCGGAAGUACAAUGAACACGACAUUAUUCAAGGACUCAAGGAAGUUGGAGACGACAAUGCUUUAAGACCGAACAGUGAGGUAGGAGUCAUCAGGACAGCGAAAGCGGAGAGACGAGCCCAGGCCCGAGAGGGUCAUCAUAACAAUGAAGAGGAUCAGUUGUCUCCAGCUGACAAACGAAGAGCUGAGGCUGAAAAAAGAGCUGCAUGGAGGCAAGCUCGACUCAAGAGCCUUGAAAAUGAUGCAUUGCAAGCUCAGUAUGUAAUAGAGAAGUACAGUGAAUUAUCUGAUACAGCAAAUGAUAACACUAAUAAUGACAACUCAAUUAAUAACUUCAACAACACGGACCAAGAGAAUAACAUGCCCAGUGUGGGUCGCAAGUGGUCCAAACUGAUAGUGGUCACCAAGCCAAGUGAGAAGACCAUAGCUGAGAGAGACCGCGUCGUAUCUGAGAAAGUUUCGCGCAAGAACUGUAACCCAUUGUCGACCACGGAAACUGGCGUAUUGUGAGCGUGCA
This is a messenger RNA of Penaeus vannamei (Pacific white shrimp), 832 nucleotides long. NCBI's taxonomy places the organism in Eukaryota, Metazoa, Arthropoda, Malacostraca, Decapoda, Penaeidae. The record is from RefSeq and is a predicted model, not a curated record.